Molecule: messenger RNA, 579 nt
Organism: Pan troglodytes (chimpanzee)
Lineage: Eukaryota; Metazoa; Chordata; Mammalia; Primates; Hominidae
Gene: MIURF
Product: mitochondrial elongation factor 1 upstream open reading frame
Exons: 4
Coding region: 334-579 (81 amino acids)
Source: RefSeq, a predicted model, not a curated record
ACACACGGAGGCGGGGCUCAGGAUUGGGGGGCGGAAUCAUGCGCAGGGGGCGGGGCCCGAGAGAGCUUGGAGAAGACCGGAAGUCCCUCCGCCUCCGCUCGCCCUCGUGCUCCCUUCAGCCCCUUCGCAGCUCCGUGCGCAAGGUCGUGUCCCGGAAGUGAAGGGGCCAUGUUGAUGGGUGAGCCGGGGAGAGGUACCCGGCCAGAGGCGAGUCCUGCGGAGUGGUAGCGCGCGCGGCCUGCGGAUGAGGAACUGAGACAGUCACAGAGAGAUCACCCCCUGUGUUGAAGUUCUAUUACCGUUCAUUACGUGCACAGUUCUCAAAAUAAUCCUAUGUGUGUGACACCCAGCCCCUGCCAGUCCCCCAUGGCCCCGUGGAGCCGAGAGGCGGUGCUGAGUCUCUAUCGGGCUCUGUUGCGCCAGGGCCGACAGCUUCGCUACACUGAUCGAGACUUCUACUUUGCCUCCAUCCGCCGUGAAUUCCGAAAAAAUCAGAAGCUAGAGGACCCUGAGGCCCGGGAGAGGCAGCUGGAGAAGGGCCUGGUCUUUCUCAACGGCAAAUUGGGGAGGAUCAUUUAG